This is a messenger RNA of Fusarium vanettenii 77-13-4, 1227 nucleotides long. RefSeq lists its product as uncharacterized. The record is from RefSeq and is a predicted model, not a curated record. The transcript has a single exon. Lineage: Eukaryota; Fungi; Ascomycota; Sordariomycetes; Hypocreales; Nectriaceae. Bases 1 to 1227 code for a protein of 408 amino acids.
AUGUCUUCUUCCGAGAGUAUUCAGCAGCAAAAGCGCAAGCAUGGCGAGGUGGCGGAUCAGGUUAUCAACGGGCUGGAGGGCUACAGCGAGCUCACCCCCAAGUCCCAAAAGCUACGUGAUGACCUUCUCAAAACAGCAAAGAGAAUCCGAGAUUUGGAGGAUGCUGACGAUCAACUUCUUGGUAGUGCGUUCGAACUCUUCGAAGCGAAACAGAAGCAAGCCAAGGAGAUCAAGGAGAUCAAGGAGGAGCGCGAGGUUAUUGUCGAGCAAGUUGCCAAACUCACAGGCCAACUCGAAUCAAUACAAGCCGAACUCGACGAUUCUCGCUCCAAGGAAAUAGCAGCAGAAAGGACGGUUGACGAUUAUCGUUUUCUGUUCCGGUACGGCGACUGGUUGGCCAUAAAACUGACAGCGCUGGCCGGGAAGGAAGAAGCGAUCAGAGACGAGGAGUUUACAGAGUUUGAGGCUAUGUACGUAGCUCUGAACAAAGUCAACAAGGCUGAGGCCGAGGAAAAAGCAAAGAAAGAAGCCAAGGAGAGAGGCGAGCCAUUCAGAGGACCCGUCAAAUACAAGAAAAUCAAGGCUCAGGAUCAGGCCAAGGCGGACGCAAGAUGGAAGGCUCACGAUGGCCGACAAGUGACGAGCCUUCACACAAGAGUCCAGGUCGAGAGAAAGGCGGUGGAAAACUGGCUCGAGGCCAACGACGAAGCGAUUCCCCCACCCCAGACGCCGUUCCUCGAUCGCAUCGAAAAGAUGAGCAAGCAAGCAGGGAUAGAAAGAUGGCUUUACCUACAGUGGAUCAAGGAGUACAGCGACCGCAACGAGAUUUGCCAUAGUCGGCCACCAGUGGCGAAGAAUUACCGAAAGACCAUUGAAAAGGAUGGCAAGGUCGUGGUCGUCGAGCCGGAUAAGAAGAGCCCCGAAGAUGCCGUCGAUUGGGAGAGCAUGAGAGCCGCCAUCGAAGUGGCCAAGGCCGACGUCGAGACACGAUUCAAAGGGGGUAUAUUGGGGAGAGAAAGGCGAGAUUGUUAUAUCGAGCUUAUGGAUGCGUAUUGGACAUCCCUUUUUGGCGAGGACGAGGACGAACCCACGCUCACAGAAUUGGCAAAAAAACAGGCAAAAGCACUGCUCGAAGGCACAGCGAAACCCCCGGCCUCCCCACCCAGAGAAUAUCGGCGAGAGUAUAAGAAGGGCAAGUGGGACGACAUUUACAAGGCGAGAGACUAG